CCCUGCAUCUCAGCGCGAGAGCAUCAGUCAGACGCCGCCUGGACGACACGCCCGGACCCGAGCCGACGGACCGGACCAGACCGGAUCGAUGCAGGCUUCGUGUGCUUCUUGCUGACUCUUGUCGUCGGUGGACACUCAAUAAACAAGCAGUGGUUGCUCGCUAACCUUUUCCCGCGCCUGGCUUUUCUCGUCUGGACGCUUCCCACCCAGUCACAAAAUGGCGGACAUGACAGAUCUGCGACCCUCCUACGCCAUGUCUCCCGUCCUGGCGGGCUUCCUUGGAGCGGGCGUCCUGGUUCUGGUGGUGAUUGUGGUGAUCCUGCUGUGGUCCUUCUGCCAGCGUCGUUACCUGCACGCGUCGGGGCGCUACAAGCUGCACGGCGACCGCUACUGCGACGCUGAGGACCCGCCUUACAAGUUCAUCCACAUGCUGAAGGGCAUCAGCAUUUACCCAGAGUCCCUCAGCAGCAGCAAAAGGAUUGUGCGCAGCGCCAGGCGUACCGAGCGGGAUGGAGAGCGAGGGUGUGUGUCGGCCGGCGGGAGGGGCCUGGUGCUGGUGGACGCGGAGAACAACAUCCUGGAUGUCCCGGGUCAGCUGCAGAUGAGUCACCUGGUGGCCCCCGCCGGAUCAGGCCACGCCCACACAGAGCGAGCGCUACCGGUCCGCGCCGACUACUGCUGCCUGGACAGCAGCUCGGCCAGCAGCAGCCAGACCAGCAGCAAGACCGCUUCGCCUUUCACGCCCGCCUCCUCCGAGCCCGAGCCCGAGCCAGAGGCCAGCCUGGGCGCCGUCAGCCUCACCGUGGACUACAACUUCCCCAAGAAGGCGCUGGUCGUCACCAUCGUCGGGGCCCGGGGCCUCCCCGCCAUGGACGAGCAAGCCGGCAGCUCCGACCCGUAUGUGAAGAUGACCAUCCUGCCGGAGAAAAAGCACCGCGUCAAGACCCGCGUGCUGAGGAAGACUCUGGACCCGCUCUUCGAUGAGACCUUCACUUUCUACGGCGUGGCCUACAGCUCGCUGCCAGAGCUCACGCUGCACUUCCUGGUCCUCAGCUUCGACCGCUUCGCUCGCGACGAUGUCAUCGGGGAGGCGGUGGUGCCGCUGAAGGGUGUGGACCCGAGUACGGGCCGAGUCCACCUGAGCCAGCAAAUCACCAAGAGGAACAUGCAGUGCGAAAGCCGUGGCGAGCUGCAGGCGUCGUUGACGUACCAGCCGGUGUCUCACCGUCUCAGCGUGGGGGUUCUGAAGGCUCGACACCUGCCCAAGAUGGACAUAGCCGGCCUGUCUGCCAACCCCUACGUGAAAGUCAACGUCUUCUACGGCCGCAAGCGCAUCGCUAAAAAGAAGACCCACGUGAAGAAGUGCACGCUGAACCCGGUCUUCAACGAGUCCUUCAUCUACGACAUCCCGCCCGAGCUGCUGCCAGAGAUCUCGGUGGAGUUCCUGGUGGUCGACUUCGACCGCACUGCCAAGAACGAAGUCCUCGGCCGCCUGGUGCUCGGCCUCCAAAGCCCCGCUCCUACCGGCUCCUCCCACUGGCGGGAAGUCUGUGAGAACCCGCGUCGGCAGAUCUCCAAAUGGCACACCCUGAGCGAGUACUGAGGACCACGCUGGGACUGGACCAGCGAAGACUCCUGGAACUAGACUAAUCCAAUGUACAGCACACACACACACACGCACACACAUACACACACACACACACACACACACACAAUGUGAUGCUAGUUAUUAAACACUACUAUUAUCGUCAACAUGUGCAUCUGCUAAGAAAAUGCUGAGCUUUUGAAAAAGAAAACCGACGUUUGUGACGUCUCGCCUCUUGUGUGUGUAAAGCUAAGUAUAAGACCCUCCUCCCAUCCCCUCCCCCCGUGGUUGUCACGGAGACUGCAUGUGUUUGUGAAGAACUAAACGAACUAAGAAGCUUCCGUCAUGCUGUGGUGGUCUCAGAGGUGAGUUAGCGUACAGGUAACCCGCGCGUGUGUGUUUUUUGCAGCAUGAAUGUUUGAUUUGUUUUUUGUUGCUUUGUGUCGCUACCAAGAUCUUCUGGAGGCCCCAGUGUCCACUCCCCGCCCUCCUGUCAGUCGCCAGGGCGUGUUGAGCCUGGCUGUCCAUCAAAGCAACAACGCUAGUAAGAAUGCUAAGCUAACCACAUGGUCACAGUUGGUGCGAGCGACCCACAUUGCAAGGUACCCCACGGCAAAGCUCUCGACCUCAUAUUAUGAAAUGGGACUUUAUUGUCCUUGCACUUGACAAGGGCAACAGACUUAUUGACAAAUCCGCCCAAGAUCAGACGUACAGUUGCAGGGACAACAGAACGGGAAGGCUGAUGGAUAGGAAAGUCCCUAACUUUUGGGGUUGCUCAGUUCGACACCAGGAAAAAACCUCAAGCAAAGCAAAUGCACGUAUAGAUUUGAAGGGUCUUUGCUCCACUGUCCUUUGGGGGGGGGGGUCUCGUCACAACGACCUUACCAUGUCGUUCCAGCCAGAGAAAACAAUACAGUUUAAAAUGUUUGCGUUUGAACGAGCGAGAACAAAUAAGAAUUUUCCUCGCCCUUCAAUUUAUCAUAACUUCGCCUUGCAGAGCGGACAGCUUUUCCAAGAUGUUAUCCAGUUUGCAAUUUUGCCCAGAAACCACAAAAGUCUGAGUGCUUACAGCUCUGCUGGAUUCCGAAUUGGUCAAUACAGCAGAGCAACGCUUACUCCAAUCAGCAGAUGUCCUCUCGCCUUUCCAAAUAGGUAGACGUCCUCGACUAGAAGGCCCCGUUUACACUGCACUUCAAAUCUGAUUUUUGUUUUUGUUUGCCUUCAAGUGACACCAAUUUUUCGCCAGUCUAAACGGAUCAGACCUGAUCUUUUCGCUUCAGAUUCAGUCCACGUCAAGAAGUAGUCCAAAUCCAGUUGGAAUGCAAUCUUUUCAAAUGUGACUUGGCGACUUUCACGUCAUCUUUGGGUGAGCUGCAUCAUUCAUGUGCACGGGCAAAGACACAGCCCGCCAACCUAAGCGACUACGUGCUCACAACAUCCGGUUUCUGGAAGCAAAGUAUUUUUUCGGCGGCCAAAUUUUAAAUAACAAAUGAUAGGCUAUAUUUAAUAUAAUAAAUACUUUUAAGUUCAAUGAAAAAGUGAUUGUUGUAGGGCCGGAAUUGAUGUGUACGCUGUCCCGUAUUUGCUUACAUGUUACGUACAUUGCGUAAGUUGUUUACGUAAGGGAGUUGAAAAAUUAAGCUAAUGUAGAUCCAAGCUGAUGUCUGUGCCUCCAUUACUUAACAACCAUAAAAAGUUUAGAACCCUCCCAAAUAUAUUACACUAUGUAUAUAUAUACAGUAUAUACAUAGGAAUUCAUACAUUAUAUUACUUAGAUUUAUUUUCACGUAAAUACCACUCCUUUUUUAACGUGUGGCGACUUUUAUUUUAUUUUGUAGUAGUGACUUCCUUGUUCAUUUACAAAAUCCGGUCAACUUCCUAUGUUUUAAAUUUAAGUCGGACUGCGCAUGCAAGUGACAUCGAGGCCACUUGCAUGCCUCGAUGGGGGCCGGUGGACGUUUAUACUACAGUCUGGUUUAUAUCACUUUUUAUUUGCAGUGUAAACAGUCAGCUUGGGGAAAAAAAUUAUUUUGAAAAAAUUUGAUUGGGGCCACUUUGGCCUGCGGUGUAAACAUAGUCAAAGAGUCGCAAGGCACACAACACUCCACUUCUCCCAAAAGCUCAUUGUUGGUCUAGCACAGGGGUCACCUACCUUUUUGAAACCAAGAGCUACUUCUUGGGUACUGAUUAAUGCGAAGGGCUACCAGUUUGAUACACACUUUAAAAAAUUGCCAAAAAUAGCCAAUUUUCUCAAUUUACCUUUAAUAAAUAAAUCUAUAUACCGGUAUAUAUAAAAAAAAUGAUUAUUUCUGUCUGUCAUUCCGUCGUACAUUUUUUUUUCCUUUUACGGAAGGUUUUUUGUACAGAAUAAAUGAUGAAAAAACACUUAAUUGAAUGGUUUAAAAGAGGAGAAAACAGGGAAAAAAAUGAAAACAUCUUCAAUUUCGACUCUUUAAUAUUCAACUGAAUAAAAGAAGAGAAAAACUAGUUAACUUGAAUCUUUUUUUUAAAAAAAAAAGAAUUUAUGGAACAUCAUUAGUCAUUUUUCCUGAUUAAAAUUAAUUUUAGAUAUUUGAUGACAUGUUUUAAAUAGGUUAAAAUCCAAUCUGCAUUUUGUUAGAAUAUAUAACAAAUUGGACCAAGCUAUAUUUCUAACAAAUCAUUUCUUCUAGAUUUUCCAGAACAAAAAUUUUAAAAGAAAUUCAAAAGACUUUGAAAUAAGAUUUAAAUUUGAUUCUAAAGAUUUUCUAGAUUUGCCGGAAUAAUUUUUUUGAAUUUUAAUCAUAAUAAGUUUGAAGAAAUAUUUCACAAAUAUUCUUCAUCGAAAAAAGAGAAGAUAAAAUGAAGAAUUAAAUUAAAAUGUGUUUAUUACUCUUUACAAUAAAAAAGAUAAAUUUACUUGAACAAUGACUUAAAUUUUCAGGAAAGAAGAGGCAGGAAGGUAAAAAGGUAUAUGUGUUUAAAAAUCCUAAAAUCAUUUUUAAGGUUGUAUUUUUUUCUCUAAAAUUGUCUUUCUGAAAGUUAGAAGAAGAAAAGUAAAAAAAUAAAUGAAUUUAUUUAAACAAGUGAAGACCAAGUCUUUAAAAUAUAUUCUUGGAUUUUCAAAUUCUAUUUGAGUUUUGUCUCUCUUAGAAUUAAAAAUGUCGACCAAAAGCGAGACCAACUUGCUAGUAAAUAAAUAAAAUUUAAGAAAUAGAGGCAGCUCACUGGUAAGUGUUGCUAUUUGAGCUAUUUUUAGAACAGGCCAGCGGGCGACUCCUCUGGUCCUUACGGGCGACCUGAUGCCCGCGGGCACCGCGUUGGUGACCCCUGGUCUAGCAAGAACUGUUCCAUCAAGACAGGCAGGUUCCUCCGAACCCGAUCUUCUUGUCAAUUCCGUUGUUUAGAGUUUGGAGAGCCGGGCAAAAAGAGGCUCCAAGACAAGCAAAACAAAAGCAGGAGAGAUAGGGGAGAGGGUAGGAAAAGCAUUCGCCUUCGAUGAGAGCCAGAGAGUAGAUAUUUCUUUCACAUCUUUCUGUCAUGAUGAUGAUGUCAUUGUUUAUUGUUAAGUCACAACUUCAGCCAACAUACUUUCUUGAUAUCCUGCCAGCUGGCGGCGCUGUUGUCCCCAGAAAAGCACACAUGGUGUUGAUCCGGUGCGCUCGUGAACACGCACACAUGUCCAACCUUGGUCUACCGGUUUUUAACAUCACCUUUUUUUUUUUACUUAUAUUCCAACAUUUUGCUCUUUAUUACCAUUUUUCUUGGUAAUGAUAUUUUGGAACCCUUAAGUACCCGUGAGCUGCAAAUUGGAGAGCUGCAGUUUGGACACCCCUGCCACAAUGUAACGUUUUGAAAGUCGUGUGACCUGACCUUGCAUCGCUCGUAGCUAACAGGAAGUAGCCGACAUCCCAGUGUCCACCGGACAGACCGCGAAAGCUCCUCCCAUCAAUCUGUGGCGUGAACGAUGCGUCACGGAGACUGUAGAUUUUGUACAGACUUCCUGUUUGAUGAACGUUUCCCUGCUGUAGACCUGAAUGAUGCUAACCUUCCUUUGACGUGCAAAUAAAAGAAGUUAGCCUGA
Messenger RNA from Nerophis ophidion (straightnose pipefish), 5648 nucleotides. It is a transcript of the gene syt11b, whose product is annotated as synaptotagmin XIb. Gene Ontology annotation, molecular function: calcium ion binding; clathrin binding; SNARE binding. Lineage: Eukaryota; Metazoa; Chordata; Actinopteri; Syngnathiformes; Syngnathidae. Gene Ontology annotation, biological process: cellular response to calcium ion; vesicle fusion; calcium-ion regulated exocytosis. The transcript is spliced from 4 exons. Gene Ontology annotation, cellular component: axon; membrane; synapse. Bases 218 to 1603 code for a protein of 461 amino acids. The record is from RefSeq and is a predicted model, not a curated record.